This is a messenger RNA of Athalia rosae (coleseed sawfly), 9064 nucleotides long. It is a transcript of the gene enok, whose product is annotated as histone acetyltransferase KAT6B. Gene Ontology annotation, cellular component: MOZ/MORF histone acetyltransferase complex; nucleosome. The transcript is spliced from 6 exons. The coding region runs from base 672 to 7982 and encodes 2436 amino acids. Gene Ontology annotation, biological process: nucleosome assembly; regulation of DNA-templated transcription. Lineage: Eukaryota; Metazoa; Arthropoda; Insecta; Hymenoptera; Athaliidae. The record is from RefSeq and is a predicted model, not a curated record. Gene Ontology annotation, molecular function: histone acetyltransferase activity; DNA binding.
CAUAAAGUAUAGAAAGCUUGACACCAGUAUGCGCCAAUUAUUUGAUAGAGACUACUCUUAACAGAUGUUGUUGACAUCGGAUUACAGUUAUCAUUAUCAAAUCAUGAUAAUAUGUAACCAUUAAGUGUUGAGAUCAUUUUUUUUUCUUAUUAUUCAAGUUUAUGGCAUAGCGCGGUAAAAUGCCCAGUUUCGAAUUUGACGCGUGUGACGUUAUAAAAUACCAGUCGAGUCGCAUAACCUCCUGGUUGGCCGAUCGGUUUCUAGUUUCUCCUAACCGGCGCAGAGGGAUCCCCUCCCGUUUGCGCAGUAAUACAUCAGCCAUCUUUGUCAAGUGGUAACCUUUGUUGAUUUGUGAAAUGUGACGCUGUUUUAUUAAAUAAUUAGUGUUUGUGAUAUCGUGCUUAUAAAGUUACAGUGAAUCAAUAACUAUUGGAUUACACAUGGACCGUAUGUGACAGCGUGCAGAGAGAAGAGUGCGCGGUGAUCACGUUACUAAUCAAAUCGACGGGCCAACGUCGUCGUCAUCGUCGUCGAAGUUGAGCAGGUCGUUCGAGGUGGGACUCGCGAAACAGAAUGUGAAAUGUGAAUGUUAUUGAGUGAAUGCGGGACCCUGACUCGAGAGUCGAGUCAAGUGAUUCGCGAGGCAUUCGCGACUCACAAUCAGUUCAGAGAUGGGGGAGACCGAGUCCGCUGACACUUGGUCGGCGUGGUUUCUGGACGCAAUACGGAAAAUUCGAAGCCAGAAACAGCGGCCAAGUGUCGAGCGGAUUUGUCACGCUAUACGCCAGCACCACAAUUACCACGAAGAAGAAAUUGGCGAACACCUUGAGGUCGCGGUUAAACGCGGCGAUGUCCUCAAGGUGUUUAACAAGGGACAAUCCUCGUACAAAGAUCCGGGUGGUCUGCAGUCGAGACCUCUCAAGGUUUCAAAGUCGACGGACCUCAGCAAGGUCUUCGGAAAGGCGGUACGCGAACUUGGAGAACGGGAAGGCUCGACCCUGAAGAACAUCGAAAAGUACAUCAGGCAGAGCCACACCGUCGAAGAAGAUGGAGACGGAGAUCUUAGAACGGCUCUGAGAUUGUCGGCAAAACGUGCCGUUGACCGGGGCUUCGUCUUGCAGGACGGGAGGCUGUUCCGGCAACCGGACAGACCGCCGAACACGGGGAAAAGACUCAGCGAAUCAGCAGCGCACAAUUCCUCAUCGGAUUCGAGUCCGACAAAACCCCCAGCACCUCUGCCAAUCUGUAAAGAAUGUCUGGGAACUACGACAGCUGGAAACAACAACAACAGUAAACGUAAUGCCGCAGAGAAGUUGAGCAGAUGUAGUGUAUGUGGUGCAGCGCUUCACAAUUCGUGUGCUCCCUCAGAACUGUCUAUUCUUGUGGACAGAGGUACGACGUGGUGCUGUGAUGAUUGUUCUCCUACAUGUGCUGGCUGCAAAUUGGAACAAGAGUCUCAGAAUUACUUAGUGAAAUGUGCUGGGUGCAUCAAGUGCUAUCACCCAACGUGUUUAGAGCCUGCUUUGGACAAAAAAAAUAAAGCGCCCUGGAGGUGUCGACAUUGCCAAACCGCGCACGCACCUAAUGCACCAAAAGAAGACAGUAAAAAACAUAAAACACAGGACACAUCUACUCCUGGAUCAGGGACACCUACGAGUACAAGGAAAAAACUCAGCAAGAUCCGUGAGAAUAGAAAAUUAGGAGUGUCACGGAAGAGCUUGGCAAGUGCGACACCAGCGAAGAAGAAUACUACGGUUGCAGCUCUGGUGGAGAGCUGCUCGGACGGUAAUGCGGGUGUUGUCUCUCCCUGUCAACCAACCCAAAAUCCUUCUCCAUUACCACAACCCCCCACCCCACUCGCAGGCCAGGGUAGGCUGCUUGAAGAAAAGAACGACAGGAUCUCUAAAGAGAAGCAAAAGUUCUUUAGAUCAAGCGCGUUCAAUGCGGAUCACAAUAAGCUGAAGCGGGUGGGGGGCGGUGAUAAGUCUAGGUCCUCUCAAAGUCUAAGUCCUAAAUCAUCUCAAAGCAACGUUGCCCCUAAAAAAGUCACUCCUCAUAGAAGGGUGCCACCAGUGUCUAGCAGCAGCGGCAGCGAGGUUAGCGAAAGCGAUAGUUCUGACGAUACAGAUAGUUCGGAUGACCAGGAUAACGACGAUGCCGAAGGUAGUACGAGUAGUUCGAGUGAAUCUAGCAAUUCAUCUUCCUCGGAAGAUGAGGAGGAAGAACAAGAAGAACCCCCUAAAUCGUCAGGGCCCUUCUCUUGCGAUCUGAACGAGGAUAAACCUUGGGGCUUUGCUGCAGCUGCUGCUAAACUAAAUGUAGAAUCACCAUUCUUUAGCAACAUCACAAAUACCUUUGGCGCGUCACUGCCCAAACUCGAUUUGAGUAGUAAGCCUACUUUUGGAUUGAAUAUACAACCAGCUGCAAGUCCCUUGGAAAGCAAAAAGAAACAAAAAACUAGCCAUGAAAAUUCUAGUUUUGCUGCAUCCGACAGUAAAAUCAAACCGGGUGUAAGUCAAUUGAAGGGUCUGUUUGAUGGUCUUAGCCACUUCUUUUCAGCACCGACAAAUAGUAGGGCACGAUCGGGUGCUCAGGCUCCAAAUUAUGCGCCUGAUAGAAGAAAAAGACCUAUUACCGAAGAGCGAACCAUGGUCAAUGUCAAAUCGACUAAAAUUUCAAAAGGGAGCCAGAAAUGUAAGCAUGAUGAGCCAACAGCAAAUGUCGGCAAAACUGAAAAGAGAAAGACUGAAAAGGUGGCAGAAACCCUUAGAGUACCUAGACCUGGUAUAUUUACACCUUCUGACGAAAGCUGCUUUCGGUCGGAUUCGCAAGAUUCACAAGACUCACAAGAUUUUCAAAAACCGCUUAAAAUGACACCCUCGAAUUUAGUGAAAACUGCAGUUAAUAGCAAGCGACACGAACAAGAUAGGAAGAAACUAUUGAAAGGUGUCGAUGAGUCACGAUACGUAAAAUAUGGGGACAUGGUAUCACCUUGUUCAUCACCCUCCGGGUUAACCAGGAACGAGCAGCACUCUCGAAAGAAACAACUGAUUACGGAGGCCACCCAGACUCGCCACCCUGAGCCCGCUAUCUUGAAACAUACCCCAGGCAGCAAUCCUAGCCCAAAAUCAAAUCCAAAACCCAACCUUCGAGCCUGUACUAGCGCCACCACCACCAACACCACCACGACACCCCGCGCGACACCCUGCUCCACCAAGACGGAUGAACCUAUCACAAUUCAGACACUACCCCCUGGUGUUACACAAAAAGAUGUGGAUCUGUUCAAAGAGGCUAGAGAACGAGCUAACACUUUGACUGUGACAUCUGAUGAAACUACCGAAUUAUUAGUGAGUCCUGGUGGUACAGGACCUGGAGCUGGUAGCCGCAAUCCUGCAGCAAUCGUUUUUGGUAGAUAUGAAGUAGAAACCUGGUAUUCCAGUCCAUUUCCUCAAGAAUAUGCAAGAUUACCAAAGCUAUUCUUCUGUGAAUUCUGCUUGAAAUAUACGAAAAGUAGGGCAGUACUAGAUAGGCAUAUGGACAAAUGCCAAUGGAGACACCCACCUGCUACUGAAAUCUACCGAUGUAAUGGCUUAUCUGUAUUUGAGAUCGACGGUAACGUUAACAAAAUCUACUGUCAAAAUCUAUGUCUACUGGCCAAGCUAUUUCUAGACCAUAAGACGCUCUAUUAUGAUGUUGAACCAUUUCUAUUUUAUGCAGUCACAAAGAAUGACAAGUACGGUUGUCAUUUAGUAGGAUAUUUCAGCAAGGAGAAGCAUUGUCCGGCGCAAAGGUACAAUGUUUCAUGUAUAAUGACUCUACCCCAGUAUCAGAGACAAGGAUUUGGCCGAUUUCUAAUCGAGUUUAGUUACCUUUUAUCUAAAGUGGAGGGCAUUCCUGGUACACCUGAGAAACCAUUAUCCGAUUUGGGAAGGGUAUCUUAUCAUUCUUUUUGGAAGAGCGUUGUGUUAGAAUAUUUAGAUUCGCACAGAGAGAAUAAAGAUAUUAAAUUAGGUGAUAUCACAAAAGAAACUGGAGUUUCAGCUCAUGAUAUUGCCAUGGCAAUGCAGCUUCUUGGUUUUAUUAGAUCAGUUCAUGCACCAAAAGAGGAUAAACCAAAGGUUGUGAUAGCAGUUGAUUGGCAUAAGGUUGAUGUGCAUAUGGCCAAGGUCCGCAAAAGUUCGCGAAUAAGUUUGGAUCCAGAAUGCUUAAGGUGGAUUCCACUACUCAGUCAAAUUCCUAACCCAUACCAAAGUCCUGAAGAAGGUGGAGAAACUGGUUCAGAAGGUUCACCAAUACUGGAGCAUAAGCCUAUGCCAACCAUUGUGGAAAAAAUUCAGAGGGUGAAGAUAAAGAAAAAACCAAGAGGCAGGAAAUCUGGCCAUCGGAAAUCGUCUCCUCUGAAACCAAAGUCGCCCCAGAAAGCAUCUCAUCAAAAAGUGAAAGAUAAGGACAAAAUUUUAGCAAAAGACAAUCGGAAGGUUAUUGAAUCUGAAAAUCUCAAGACCAAUAUGGAAGUGGAUAGUAAAGAAAUUACCGCGACACCAAAUAGUACCAAGAAUUUCACUGCAGUGAAAACUACUCCCGUAACUAGUACCCCUAAGAUUACCCCGAUAUCAACGUCCAGAAGACGGAUCAGAACCUCUAAAACUGUUGUAGUUGACACCCCAGUUUCAACUCCUUCGAGAAAACGAAAACAUUCCGAAAAGACUGAACCUGAAGAAAAAGAAGAAAAGCUUGUGAGUAUUAGAAAACGAACUCGCGAAUCGAUCAGAGAAAAAGAAAAGGAGAAAGAAAAGGAAAAUGAAAAGGAAAAGGAAAAGGAAAAAGAGAAGGAGAAAGAAAAGGAGAAAGAAAGGGAAAAAGAAAAGGAAAAAGAAAAGGAAAAGGAAAGGGAACAGGAAAGAGAAAGAGAAAGACAAAAAGAAAAAGAAAGGGAAAGAAUGAGGGAAAUGGAAAUGGAAAAGGAGAAACAGAAGGAGAAAGAGAAAGCAAAAGAAAAGGAAAAGGAAACGGAAAAGCAACUUUUCCUAGAGGAGGAAACUAUCUCAGAAGCUCCGAAAAGUCCUCCCAAAUCCAUGACUCCACCUUCUCCUGUACCUACUACAAGGCCUACGAAGAAACAAAGUAAAUUGGAUGACAUCCUAUUGAAGGUGACUAGUAGGCAAACAAAAAAUCUCCAAGCAAAGCAAGCCAGAGAAAGAAAGGCUCUGGAAGACGCCCAGUGUAAUGGAAAAGAAGAGAUCAAAGAUUUGAAAUGCCCACCAUUGUCAAGGCGUAGUAGAGCCAAGGCUCCAUCAGCUGAAACUCUAAAGAUGCCAGAGUUGAAACCUGAGGCACCCACUAAGGGUAGAACAGAAAGCCCUGUAGUCCCACCUCCUUCUUUAUCACCUCCUCCCGAAGAAGUACAAACUAGGACAACCAGUAAACAAAUGACAAUUCCUGAAAUGUUCCCAUCGAGACCAACCAUCACAAAGGAUGAUAAAAGAGAUCAGAUUGAGACACCAAUAGUUACAGAUCAGACAGAAAGUGAAAUACCGACCGGAAGUCCAGGUGAAUAUGAAGGGGGCGACGAAGAUGAGGGGGAAGAGGAAGAACCUCCUCCAAAGCCAAAAACGAUUCUGCAACAACCUCCUCUGACACCACCAAGUCCAGUGAAAGAAAAAAUCGACAAGCCUGAGAAAGUCAUUGAGAAGGAAUGUCCAAAGGAUAAAGCCACUAAAGAAAAGGAAAAGAUCAGUCCAAGAAAAACGGAACCAGAGCGUUCUAUUACAGAAGAGCGCAUUGAUCAACCCAAAGAGUUUAUAAAAAAUUCGGAAGUUUGUGCCAAAAUUCCAGAAGUUAUUGCUCCAAUUCAAACUGUAUCACCAAUUAAAGAAAAACUUCCGGAAAAAGUUGAAAGAAUAGAUCAAGAACAAUCUAUUCCUCAACAGCAUAAUAUGUGGGAAAAGCCUAAAGAUCUUAAGGAUAGUUUGUCGCAAACCAAAGUGGAUGCCCCUCCCCUUGAAAAGAGGGAUGUACCACCAAGUAAUAUUGUGAUGAUGGAAACAGAGCCAUCCACACCUCAGGAGAAAAUGGUGCCUACCACUGAGCAGGAUACAACACAUCUGCAAGCACAUCAAGAAGAAAAACAGCAUUCCCCAGAUAGUGGCAAAACUACUCCACACUUGGAAAAUCCUGGAUCUGUUAAAAGAACACCUCCAUCCCAGCCUGACCUACCUUCAAUGGGUGUUUAUACUCCAGAUUCUACAACUAAUUCUGUACAUUCAUUGCACUAUGGACAAUGCGACCUGGAUGUCAGCCAGCUCGGUUUAGAAUCUCCGACAUCGAUAGCUAGCGAUUUAGCAUCACAGAACAGUGUAGAAAGACCUCCAAGCGCUUUACCAUCUAUGCCUCCGUCCGCUCCAACUUCUAUGUCAGCUUCUGUGCAGAUCACAGCACCUCCGGUUUUGAUAAAUAUUCCACCACAAGUGCAUUACUCUGAUUGUUCAAUGCCUCAACAUACACCACCAGCACAUGUGGCGAUACAUCCUAUGCAUCAACCUCACACACCACAACCAUUGCAGCAGCCACGCACGCCUCAAUCACAUACUCCACAAAGUAUUCCAACGCAAAGUCCCCAACCAAUUCCACAAAGUCAUACACCACAACCUCUUUCUCACACACCACAGCCAAUACCUCAGUCUCAUACGCCGCUAAGUAUACCCAUACAAAGUCCACAGCCUAUGCCACAGAGUCACACUCCUCAACCACUUCCAAUACCACAGUCACACACACCCCAACCGAUGCAGUUGUCUCUGGGUAGUCAACAACAGGCUCAGAAUCAAAGCAUGGCUCACAGCCAAUCACAACAGCAACAGCAAUCAGCACACCAACAACAAUCUCAGACUCAUGGUAGCAAAAGAGCAAGUGGAUCACAGACGCAUAGAUCGAGAUCUACUCAACAAAGAUCUCAUCGAGCCACUCCACCAACUUCCCACUCUCAAAGUUCUCAACAUUCGUCAACACAUGUCAGUCAUAAUACAAUUGCCCAUACGCAUGGUGCACAUCUACCACCUCAGUAUCAGCAGUCUUCCAUGACCGUACCACCUAUGCCUCAUCCACACUCUCAUACACAUGCAGCACAUUCUCAUAACAUGGCUGUUAUUUCGCAAGGAAAUUAUAUGGCUGUGGCUUCACAAGCGUUUCCUACGCAGAAUACAUACGUUAUUCAACAUCGUGGUAGCCGAUCUGGUGCUCCAACACCUUGCACAACGGCCACGAAUUUUUACAUUCAAACAAGUGCAAUGCCACCUCACUCGCACACACCUGCUCCACCAUCAUUGACAGGAUCCAGUAAUCAUCAAACAACGAACUCUUGUAGUUUAGCGAAGUUACAACAAUUGACAAAUGGCUUAGAGAUGAUACCUCCAACUCCUCCACCAGCUAUGAAUUUAACUCCACCUCCACCGAUUCCUCACACUAUGACACCGCCACAGACUUCGCGACAGCUACCUACACCCCCUCAGGUACCCCUGGGUUAUGCUAAAAACUAUUAUAAUGUAAAUACUGCACCCCCUGGUACUCCUGGUCCAUCAAGCAGAUCUGCUUCAAGACCAUCAGCAAAUGCAAACAUGACAUCUUUGAGUCAACCCUAUGCAAGUGAAAGUCUUUAUCGACAGCCAUUGGACCCAAGUAGUACUUGCCCACAAAUGCAGAGUGCUGCUUCUCGUGUUAGUCCUAAUGUUGCAUUAAAUCCAAAUUUAAUGGCAGCGCAGUAUGGCUAUAGAGUUACUCAACCAACGACCGGUUACAUGAACCAAGCUGCACAGCUUGGUGGGUUUAUGAAUCAGGCGAGUCAGUUACCAGUAGGCGUGGUGAACGUGCCUGCACCGUAUUCUCAAGACCCGCACCAACAGAACUCAGCAGCUGUAUACACGACGUAUCAUGGCUACAUAAAUGGGGGCCUUAUGCAACCCCUUAAUGGCACAAUGAGACCACGUUAGCCUUGAUUUUUGACUUCUAACAUUUUGUUGUUAUAAAGAGCCUGUCCCUACAGAAACAGUAUCAAAUAUGUUGUGAUAAUCAAAGUUGAAGAUAGAUUAAAUGCCUAGACUUGAUUCCGGAUUGUCAGCUUGGAAAUUUUAAUAGAUUUAAACUCACAUAGACAACCCACUGUCUCAUUCGGAUUGACUUUAUAGGCGUGUUGAAAUAGAUUUUUUUGCAUAAUCAUGAUUCGUGAGGCUUUAAAGAGUAGUUGAUAUUCACGGAUGAAAUUAGUGUAAUUGUUUAUCUAUCAACUUGGAGUAUCACAUGAUUCGCCGAGGGAGACCCCACGACAGAGUGAAUGCCUAUUUUAAUUAGGGCAUUUUUCUCAAGGUGUUACGUUUGUGUAUCAUAAUAUUUAUAUAUACUUAUGAAUAAUAUUCUGUUUGAUAUUAUCGAUUGUUGAGCAUUGUUGUUUACGUUUCGGGGCACACUGUACUUCAUGUAUCAUAAACUACUUAUUAUUAUUAACACUACACACCAUUAGACACACAUAAUUAUAUUUUAUUCUUAUCACACACUCACUCACAAUCGCUAUCGUAUGUAAUUUCAUUAAUUAAUAUCGCGAGGGCACACUAGUUCCGAAAGGAUUGUGACUGUAUAGUUAGGGCUAUUCUGCAAAUCGUCAUAGCCUGCUAUAGAAAUUAUUUUUUGUAUUAUUGUGAAAAGUCUAUUUCAUAUUUUAAACUUUGAAUGUGUGGUGCUUGUCCAUAUGUUUUAAAUUUGUAUUAUUUCCAUUGAUACUUUGCAGAACAGCUCGACAAAUGUAUUUAUAAUAUACAUUCAAGUUAAUUUUUUCAGACAACGGACAGCGAAAGCAAAUCGCUAAUGUUAGUUUAACUUUAAGUAAUAAGGAAGGUCUUUAAAAUAUAGUGUAAAGAUACAUCAAUAUUUAUUGUACAUAGAUAUAAAAAAUACUAACAAAUAAAACUAAAAUCGUAAAUAGUUUACACAGAGUAUUUCAUGUAUUAGUUCUCAAGUUCUUCGUGACUUGCUCCAUGAUCAAAAUGAAUGAAUAUAUGCCCUGGUUAUUUAGUUUUAA